GAUUUUUCUUGCCCCUGUCUUAGAACUGGAACUGCACAGAACUGUGUUCUUUUAUGGUCAGCUGAUUCCUUAUCAAAACAAAUAUGGCGUACGAAAUGUCCGUCUCCAUCUGAUAGCUGAAUUCGAAUGCUUUUGACGAUAAAAAAAACCUGUGUUGGAUCCAGAAUGAUUAAGUUGUUUUGAAAUUAUUAUCUGUUCCAAUUUCGAUUGAAACACUUUGUAUCGGAAAUGUUUUCUGGAUGGAAAAAGACAGGGGUUGCAGAAACUGAGGAUGAUCUAAUAAGAAAUGCAGAGAUCAAGAGAAGACUUAUAAGUGAACUCUCCCUAGCAGUGAAAGAGCUUCAGAGAAAACACAUUGGAGCUGACUUGGAUGUGGAAAGGAAUGAUGAGCAUGCUUUAAUGAUCAGUACUUUACUAGAAGCUGUCUAUCUUCAUGGAUUUCAAGAUCAUGGCAUUAAGCUAUCAAAUUUUUACAAUCUCCUUGGAAAAAUAUCAACAGAAGCCAUGCCAACCCAUUCAUUUUGGUCUUUGAUUGCAAAUUUCACUCACAAAGAUGUGUUAAAUGAGCUGGAACAUCUCUCUCAGAUCCACACUCCUGUGGGAAGAUGUCGGGCAUGGAUUCGUCUUGCUUUAAACGAUGGGUUAAUGGAAAGUUACCUUGAAGCCAUUCUGAUGGACAAAAAUAAAUUGCUAUAUUUCUACAAGGGUUCAUCUUUUAUGCUGGAUUCAGAACUCCCUUCAAUAAUGAAAACCUUUUUGCAAGGCCUGGGGGAAUUCAAAUUUGACUUCAAUUACAACACACCUGGAUUGAACUCGUGGUCUGGUGAUACCCUGGCUCUCUGCGGAAUUUGGCAAUUACCUAAAGUGGCUCCUCGGUCACUUCCACUUACCUACACAGGUGUGCCUGUUCAUGGAGGGUUAGCUGUUCCAGUCAGUAUUCCAGGAGAUCAGCUUGUAGUUCAAUAUGAAGCCUCUAGUAGUUCCUUUGGUUCUAGCACGGCUGAGGUAGCGGAACUUGCAGGUUGUAGCCUGGAAGAGAGUACUGAAAUAAAGCGAAGAACUCAAGCAUUGCAAACAGUGGCAGCUGUUGAGAGAAUGAUGACAGAGGAUGCAGAUGACGGAGGAAGUUUUCAUGAUUCUCCCUUCACGGAGAAGGAUGUAGAUGGACAAGCUGAAGGAAGUGAUCAAUAUCCAGCUGCAGUAGAUAUUCCAAGUGAAGAUGACCAUCGUCUCCAGCGAGACACCUGCAGUCCAACUCCUUUAGGAGGCAGCAACAAAUUGGGAAUGUCUAGUGGCUGGUCAUCGACAUUUGAAACCCAGGCUGCAUUACAUGUAGAUGCUGUUGAUGGCAAUAGCAAUGAUCAGAUGGACAGUGCUGCCGCACUGCCCAGUUUUCAGGAAAAGCCUAGUCCCAGAACCCCAACCAAGACACAGGCACCCAGUUUUGGGACUCUGUUAAGGGACUACAGUGUCCAGGGAAGGAAGAGAUUUGAGUCCCCUGUGUAUGUUGAUGGUGCAGCACCAACACAACCACAACAGGUGCAAAGUAGUCAGAUUCCUGUAACAAAGAAGAAACUGGAAAUGCAACCUUCUGAAACUUUCACAGCUUCUGGUUUUGAAGUUUUGUCAAAAAGUGGUUCAGUUCACUCAAACCAUGGUGAUGAUCGAUCAGCAGAGUUAAUGACAUUGGUGACAGAGAUAGCCACUGAGCAGGGGUUGGACAACCAAAACUAUCAAUGCAAAGGAUGUGGUAGGAACAUAGGAAUGAUCUAUGGACAAUUCAAAGUCUGUAACUAUGAUGCAUGCUACUAUUGUUUUGAAUGUCAUGAAAAUGAAGAACAUGUCAUACCUGCGAGGGUCUUUCACAACUGGGAUCUACGUAAACACCAAGUUGCUAAACAGUGCAAGUUGUUCCUGAUGCACAUAGAAGAGGAUCCUUUGUUUAAUAUUGAUGAAACCAAUCCCACGUUGUACAAUGUUAUCAAGGAGUUGCAUGAAAUUAAGGUAUUAAGGUCACAGCUAAAGCAUUUAAAAGGCUUCAUUUUUACUUGUAAAGAUCAAAUAGCAGAGGAUGUGAGGAGGAGAAUUUGGCCUCGGGAAUACCUUUGGGAUGAUAUCCAUCAGUAUUCCUUACUGGAUUUGAUUCAAGUACAAUCUGGGCAGCUGGCUCAUCAUCUCAAAAAGAUAAUUGCUCACUGUACAAAGCAUGUGUAUAAGUGUAAGCUCUGUUGUCAAAAAGGAUUUUUCUGUGAAAUAUGCAACAACCCAAAAAUCAUGUACCCAUUUGAAGUGAAAACUACAACUCAGUGUGGAAAAUGCAAGGCUCUUUACCACAAAGCUUGUAUUGCUGAGAGAAAAUGUCCCAAGUGUAUACGAAUAAGAAAGAAGCAAUCUGCAGGAACAAGAACUGCAGCUGUUUUGGAGUUUGAUUCACCUUGGUAGCAGCACACAACAAAGGACACAAGUUUUCAUUAAAGUGCAUAUGACAUGAAAUUUUACUCAUGUUUCUUGUGGUUGGAUAUCUAUAGAAAACGUUUCAAAGCUUUAAAAGUGCUGGGAAAAUGUAAAAAGCAUUUUUUUUUUUUUUUUUGCUUUCGAAAUACACGCAAUUUGCCUUCAAAUUUGUCCUGCAGACUGGGACCUAGUUUAUCACCGUCAAAGUUAUUUGCGUCGUCACAUUGUGUAUCUUUGCCGCGAAGGUCUAUUGUCACUAAGAGGACUCUGCAGUACUUCGUAGUAGAUAGAUAGUGCAUUGAAAGGCAAAUAUGUCCAGUGAUUCUAAUGAUUCCUUUGAGUCCGACUCUUCUGAAAGUUCCAUUGACUUCGAAGAAUCUGGGCACACAAUGUGACGUCACGUGUGAUUUUGGCCGCGCAAUGACCGGGAAAAAUUUGAGGGCAAAUUGCACGUAUUUUGAAAGCAAACAAAACGUUUUUUAGAUUUUUCCAGCACUUUUAA
This is a messenger RNA of Stylophora pistillata, 2956 nucleotides long. Its product is annotated as pleckstrin homology domain-containing family M member 1. The record is from RefSeq and is a predicted model, not a curated record. NCBI's taxonomy places the organism in Eukaryota, Metazoa, Cnidaria, Anthozoa, Scleractinia, Pocilloporidae.